AUGCUGCCUGCCUUGAGAAUCGCGGCCCGCCGCGUGCCCGCCGUGCGCAGAUCCGCUACCGCUUUCCAGGCUGCCCGAGCUGCCUCGACCUGGGCCAAGGUGCCCCAGGGCCCUCCCGAUGCCAUCCUGGGUAUCACUGAGGCAUUCAAGGCCGACUCCUUCGACAAGAAGAUCAACCUAGGUGAGUGCUACAACACGCCACGUCCUGCACCGCUGGCCGAAUACGACCACGUUCGUGUCGGUGCUUACCGUGACGACAAGGGCAAGCCCUACGUCCUCCCCUCCGUCCGCUCCGCCGAAGAGAAGGUCGUCAAGAACCGCCUCAACAAGGAGUACGCCGGCAUCACCGGUAUCCCCGAGUUCACCAAGGCCGCCGCCGUCCUCGCCUACGGCAAGGACUCGUCCGCCCUCGACCGCCUCGUCAUCACCCAGUCCAUCUCCGGCACGGGUGCUCUGCGCAUCGGCGCCGCCUUCCUCGAGCGCUUCUACCCCGGCGCCAAGAAGAUCUACAUCCCCAACCCGUCAUGGGCCAACCACGGCGCCGUCUUCAAGGACGCCGGCCUCGAGGUCGACAAGUACCGCUACUACGACAAGAAGACCAUCGGUCUCGACUUUGAGGGCAUGGUCGCCGACAUCAAGGCCGCCCCCAAGGGCAGCAUCUUCCUGUUCCACGCCUGCGCACACAACCCUACCGGCGUCGACCCCACCGAGGCCCAGUGGAAGGAGGUCAGCGCCGCUGUCAAGGACGCCGGCCACUACGCCUUCUUCGACAUGGCCUACCAGGGCUUCGCCUCGGGCUCCACCGACAAGGACGCCUUUGCCGUCCGUUACUUCGUCGAGCAGGGCCACAACAUCUGCCUGGCCCAGUCCUUCGCCAAGAACAUGGGUCUCUACGGCGAGCGUGUCGGUGCCUUCUCCAUCGUCGCCGCCGAUGCCGAGGAGAAGAAGCGCAUCGACUCGCAGAUCAAGAUCCUCGUCCGCCCCCUGUACUCCAACCCCCCGAUCCACGGUGCCCGCAUCGCCGCCGAGAUCCUGAACGACCCCGCUCUCAACAAGCAGUGGCUCGCCGAGGUCAAGGAGAUGGCCGACCGCAUCAUCACCAUGCGCGCUCUCCUCAAGGAGAACCUCGAGAAGCUGGGCAGCAAGCACGACUGGGGCCACAUCACCAGCCAGAUCGGCAUGUUCGCCUACACUGGCCUUGACGCCGCACAGAUGGAUACCCUGGCCAAGGAGCACAGCGUGUACGCCACCAAGGACGGCCGUAUCAGCGUGGCUGGCAUCACCAGCGACAACGUUGGCCGCCUUGCCGAGGCCAUCUUCAAGGUCAAGGGUUAA
This is a messenger RNA of Neoarthrinium moseri, 1335 nucleotides long. RefSeq lists its product as uncharacterized. Bases 1 to 1335 code for a protein of 444 amino acids. The transcript has 4 exons. Gene Ontology annotation, molecular function: pyridoxal phosphate binding; L-aspartate:2-oxoglutarate transaminase activity. The record is from RefSeq and is a predicted model, not a curated record. Gene Ontology annotation, cellular component: mitochondrion. Gene Ontology annotation, biological process: L-aspartate catabolic process; biosynthetic process. NCBI's taxonomy places the organism in Eukaryota, Fungi, Ascomycota, Sordariomycetes, Amphisphaeriales, Apiosporaceae.